Molecule: messenger RNA, 2562 nt
Organism: Neodiprion fabricii
Lineage: Eukaryota; Metazoa; Arthropoda; Insecta; Hymenoptera; Diprionidae
Exons: 9
Coding region: 111-1427 (438 amino acids)
Source: RefSeq, a predicted model, not a curated record
AGUAACGUGACACGCGGCUGUCACAUGUGGUGUAUAUCCCUGAAAAUACCGCGACGUGGGCAACGUGAACAUCUGUGUUGUAGGCGGUUUUGACAAGCCGAAGAACAAGGAUGGACGUGCUCAAAGUACAAAAUCCGGACCUCGCUCAGGCCAUCGAAUGGACCAAGGAGACUAUCGAGACGAUGAUUACGAGGUCGUUUACGAAUGCUGCUGUGCGACGAUCAAUAUGGAGCAAUGCCCCGGCUAAGCAGCACCCUCUCAAGGACGUAUUCUUCACCGUUAAGGGAGACACACACGUAGAGUUGACGAACCUCAAACUUCUGCGUGAGCCGGAUUUCCGGUUUACCAGCGUAACCGCGCGAUUCGAGUUCCUCUUCUUGGCAGCUGAAAUCGACGUCGGUGAUUUGGAGGUGUCGGGAGAAUUUUUCGUGCAAAACACUGCCCUUAACGCUUUUCUGCCUUUGACCACAUCUGGUCAAAUUUCAAUAAUUUUCAAAAAUGUUAAGGCAAAAGGGUCAAUCGGAGUUUAUCCAAUAGAGGACUGUUUCCUGACCAACAACAGCUACGCCAUCGAGUAUAAACCGGAGAAAGUCCUCAUAAAAACUACGUAUCGCGAUAGCGAGGGCGAGAUAAGCGGUCAACUCGACAGGGAUGAACUUUCUGAUACCUUGGGUGCUCACUUGUGGAUGGAUCUCACCAGUCGCUUGAAUCACUUGCUCAAAAUGGAGCUCGAUGAAGUUAUCGUUGAAUUAUCUGCCUGCGAUCUUCUCCAAGGCGAGUCUGAUUUAGUCGAUGCCAUAACGGAGCACAGCAAAGCGGUGAAUGUGGUGACAAACGACAUAUUCGAUAAAAUUCUCGCCAACGCGAAUAACCGAAUCAACGAACUCAAAGUCUCAACCAUACCGACACCGGACAUCGAUGCUUCUUUUACAAAGAAAUUAGCUGGAGUCGUGACGACGGGUCGUUUCACUGCGAGGAAUGGCAUCUUCCAGAAUCUGGCCACGAUAUCCAGGAAGGGCAACGUCAGUAUCGCAGUCGAGGAUGGAAAUAUCGUUAUAUUUGGGACAGUCGGUCUGGCAGAGCUCAAGAUCUCUUACGACCAUUACGAGGCGAAGUUGAUGGACGUUGGACCGACAGGCGCUAUACAGACAACCGUCGGUCGUAAUGAGGCUCUCUUUAAGUUUGUCCUCGAUAAAAAGGACCAGGACGUAAAGAUCCGUUUGGCAGAUUUCAAGAUCACAAACAUCAGCGACGUUGAAGCCCAUGUAACGGGUCUGGGAGGUUUGAAUUGGUUGGCGUCAAAGAUUUCAUCCUGGAUGGCAAGCACCCUGCGUUGGAAAGUGGCACCGGUCAUCGAGGCAAGGGUCAAAGAAAACAUCAAUAAAGUUCUGGAAGAUUUCAACGUCAGUGCUUUACUCACCAAAUGACUAUUCGUGUAUCGGGGUGUCGCAGCUGAUGCGGCGACCGAAACGACGGUUGCACUCGCCGUUAAUAUACCGAGGAAUAACCCAUUCUUUUUCAGCGAUAUUUUCAACAUGAAUUUCUUUUUUUGAAAUUAUAUAUCGCCACCAGUUUAACCUUGGCGUUUAUUUCUACCUUGAAUUGAGAUGUAAGGAAUUUUUGAAAACGAUUAAUGGUACCUUAAAUCAUAGUGCAGGAUUAAUUCGGGCAGCAGAGUUGUUAAUCAAGCAGGAAACGUUUGAGCUUGGCACGAUUUAUCGCAGUUUUCUUACUCGUAGUUUCACCAAACUUUCGAAUUUACUUUAUUGUUACGUUGUUGUUAAAAUUGUUAUUUGUAUUAUUAUAUUCACUACACUUUACCUACUAAGCAAUUAAUUUGCCUGUUUUUAAUCUGUUUAACCUGUUAACGGCGGGGAUGUAUCAUUUCAAGUCGCCUUUUUGUCAGACGUGAAAUUUAUAAAUAAGUUCAAUUAAUUCCUUAUUUGAAGUCCCCAAACUGCCGUCAACAGGUUAACACGUCUUAUUACUAUUCAUGUCGAUAUCUAUAUAUUCUGUAAGUAUUCUAACUCUUCGUUAUGCGUUAUGUUUCACAAAUACGCAAAUUUUUUAUGCGUACUUUAAAAUGAAGAGUAAAUCUUGAAGCGUAUGUUGAUGAUAUACAUACUUAUAUGGUGCAUAUUUGAGAUUCCAUGAUAUCGAUGUAUUAGAUGUAAGAAGAAUUUAUAUAUUUUUAAUUUAUACAACCCUUUAUAUGAUAAUUAUCUUAUCGAUUUUUGCAUUUCUAUAAUGCGGUUUGUGAUGAAUCGUUAUGAUACAUUGUUGAUAUACCAAAAUACUUAAUAAAUACACGAGCAAUAAUUAUUUUAACAUAUAAUUAAAAUGAAAAUGAAACUACAGGUUCAUUAUCCACGAAAACAUUAUCAUAUGUCUAUCAAUAUUCAUAAUGUAAUAGCGGGUAUUAAUUAUCAGUACUUCUUGUUCUACGGGAUUUUGUGUGAAAUUGUACAUCCCAGUAUCUUAUAUGUAUGUAUAAUGCAGUUAUGAAAUAUUUGUUUUUGUUAAUUGAACAAAAUAAAAAAUCUUUUUUGAAUCAAAUAAAAG